AUGCCAUACACUGCACCCGCAAAGACGUUGCCCGCCGCGCAACAUAUCGAAUACACGGAAGCCUCAUCAGGGCCUCGGACAGAACGAUCCAGCGCGGCGCGGCCUGCAACACACCGUUCCCAGAGUUCCCGCUCCUACUCAUCUACCUCCUAUGUUCGUCGGCAUCGUCGAAGCCCAUCCAUCUCUAAGACGAACAACAAUCAAUCCCCCACCGAGACGACGACUCACCCCCAUCUCACCAUCGAUCCACACGCUAGCCUGCGUCAGUCUCCGCCGCCUCUCAACAAUGCCAUGAUUCCUCCUGGAGCCGUGAUCUCACCCCCAGAAUCAGUAGCCAACUCGAGUGACGAGGAUUCCUCUGGUUCCAAGGAUGAGAUUAAGCUUGAGGAGCUCGAGGCUGCAGUGCGGUCCAUUGAGCAGCGAAGGGAAUCAUCACCGGAGAGAGGUAUUGUGGAGCCGACGGAAGGAACCGGUACUGAGGCGCAGCCCUCCUCGAGCCAGGUAUCAACGCCUCCUCAAGCGCAGCCAGAACCCAAGUUCUUGCGUCUCUCCAAGGAGCAUCGCAAGAUCUCCCACUCACGAUCCUCGACGGAAUCAGCAGUGGACCUGAAGAGAGAACAGGCAUUGACCAGCUCGCCGGACGACAGCGAUGCCGAAGCUGCUCCUAAACCACCCAUGGUAAGAAAGAAGUCUGGAGAGUUGGUUCGUCCCGCCCUUCGGCCUGCCACUGCUCGUCGACGACCUUCCAGCAUGCCCGGCACCCCCAACUAUGCCAAGGCCGUGCAUUUCGAUUCUCAGCUGGAACAUAUUCGGCAUUUCCUGCAGCUGGACCGCCCGCUGGCUGUCAGUGCCGAGACCUCUCCAGUAGACAGCUACGACGGAGAGUCAGAGUUCCCGUUCGGACAUGAUGCUGACAAGUCGACUCCGUCGUGGGAGUGGGAGCUCCGCCUAACAAACUUCCCGAAGGAUACCGAUGCGUCCCGGCAAGCCACUCAUGCAGUUCGCCUAGACCGGCUAUGCCUUUCCUUUGACAAGAAGAGUUUGAUUGGCUCGGUCUCUGUGGCUAAUCUGGCUUUCCAUAAGCAUGUGGCCGCCCGCUUUACCUUCGAUUACUGGAGAACUGUCUCAGAGGUGACCGCGGUCUAUAACAAUGACGUUCGUCGGAAGCAUUCCCAUGACGGGUAUGAUCGAUUCACCUUCGACAUCAAGCUUGACGACCAGGCCAACCUGGAGAGCAAGACCAUGUUCGUGUGCAUCCGAUACAAUGUCGAUGGUCAGGAGCAUUGGGACAACAACCAGAACAAGAACUAUCAAGUCGACUUCGUCAAGGUUCCCAAAUCCGCUCCCCGAAAAGCUGCGGCUCCAAGCCGCCCAAGUCUCCCUCGCAGUCGCACCUUUACUGGCUCCACAUCUAGCAGUCGACAACAGUCCAUGCCUCCAUCGUUCGAUAAUUUCCCCGAGGUUGGUAAGAGUGCAUCUUUCGGGAGUUCUUUCAACACCAAGGUCGGUCCGAUGUUGAGCCGAAGCGCCACCAACGACAUUGACACGAUCGGCCCACCUAAACGUCGCGAGAAGCCUCAUCCGCAAGCCUUCGGCAACCGGUAUGACUUUGGAGCCUCGUUGACCGCGGCGAUCCAGACCAAGCCUCCCGUCGAUCGUACGACCCUUACCGCCCGUGCUCGGUCUUCUCAGCCUACGGAAGCUCCCAAAGCCAGCGCGGUGGAAAAGGAUCUGGAUGUGAAGCCAGGUCGGAUUUCUCCUGUGAGAAGCGAUGUCCGUCCAGGAGAUCUGAAGCCGUCCUCACUGGUCUCUAGCAAACCAUGCCACGAGUCCUCGUCGUACAAAGAGCUGGUGGAUAAGUACUGCUUUUAUGGUUCCCCCGUCGAGUCGUCGACUCCUGAAAAAGCGCCCAGUUUCAGCAAUUUCACCUUGACUUUGAAAGGGAACGAAAAGUCCAGGUUUCUCACCACUGCUGCUCCUUCCCCUCCACUGUCUCCUCGCUCCUUGCCCGCACGUGAGUCGACCACGUCUGAGCUACCUCACUCUGACAACCACUCUACCUCUAUGAACUCUGGCCCGGGAAGCCCGCGAAUCUCUCGGAGCACCUCGCCAUCGAUGAAUUUUCGUUACCCGUAUCAUCAAAAGACACUGCAAAACGGCUUCAUGAAAGAUCCCCAGUCAUCGCCAGUCAUUCGAGGGGGAUAUGAUGUUUCAUUUCUGGAAAUGCCCGACUCGCUUGUUUUUCCAUCAUUUGCCAAUGCCUCUACUCACGCGCCCUACGUGGGUGUGGGCGCUCAUUGA
Penicillium diatomitis is the source of this 2301-nucleotide messenger RNA. RefSeq names its product protein phosphatase regulator GAC1. The transcript is spliced from 3 exons. Gene Ontology annotation, biological process: regulation of glycogen biosynthetic process. The record is from RefSeq and is a predicted model, not a curated record. Bases 1 to 2301 code for a protein of 766 amino acids. Lineage: Eukaryota; Fungi; Ascomycota; Eurotiomycetes; Eurotiales; Aspergillaceae. Gene Ontology annotation, cellular component: protein phosphatase type 1 complex. Gene Ontology annotation, molecular function: glycogen binding; protein phosphatase 1 binding.